AUGCUCCGCCUGCUGCUGCGCGCCUGGCCCCCCCGCCCCGCCGCCCGCCCGCCCGCAUCCGUGCGUCCGAUCCGCGGCCCCCCCCUGCCCACCGCCGCCGACCCCGCGAUGGAGCCCUCGGAGGCGGCAGCGGCGGAGCCGUCGGCCGGUCAGAACGGCGCGCGAUGCUCGGAACUCGACGGGGAGGCGCCGGAGAGCACCGACUACGCGAACUACUUCUGCACCUACUCCUUCAUCUACCACCAGAAAGACAUGCUGGAGGACCACAAGCGCACGGGCAGCUACUUCAACGCCGUGAUGCGCAACCGCGGGGCGUUCGAGGGCCGCGUGGUCCUGGAUGUCGGCACCGGCUCGGGCAUACUGGCCAUUUUCGCGGCCAGGGCGGGCGCCAGGAAGGUGUACGCCGUGGAGGCGACGUCCAUGGCCAAGUUCGCGAGGGAGCUGGCGAUUGGGAACAAGUGUGAAGAUGUGAUAGAAGUGAUUCAAGGGACGAUCGAGACCGUCACAUUGCCAGAGAAGGUUGACAUCAUCAUUUCCGAGUGGAUGGGAUAUUUCUUAUUACGGGAGUCCAUGCUCGAUUCCGUUCUUGUCGCCCGAGACAAGUUCCUCAAGCCUGAUGGGGCGCUGUACCCGAGCCAUGCCCGCAUGUAUUUUUCACCUAUUGAAUCGCCAGGAGCGAGCGCAUGGCAAGGGGAAUACCAGGGGGCCAUGGAAGGGUGGCAUAGUUUUCUACACGCGAUGUCCAGUCUGUAUGACGUCGACUUGGGGUGUCUGACAAACGAAUUCAACAAAGAGCAGGCAGAUUACUAUCUCCAGACUGCACAGUGGACGGAUGUGCACCCAGCACAGAUGUUGGGCCCGCCUGUGUGCUUCAAAGAAUAUGACUUGUUAACAGUCACACUGGAAGAAUUGAAGAAGCCAGUUUCUGCAGCAUUUACCCUCGACGUCGUGGCUGGGGGACCAGUGGAGGCAUUAGCAGGCUUCUUCGAUGUGGAGUUUCGAGGGUCGCCAACCAACCCAGCCGAUCACCCUGUCAGGUUGAGCACAGCUCCUGAUAUGGCCGGUAGCACCCACUGGGGCCAACUCAGUUUCUUCAUCCAUCCACCCAUUGAUUGUGGCCAGGGGGACAAGCUACGUUGCAGGGUGUGCAUCACCAGAAAGCAGGAGAAUCACAGGCUCAUGAACGUGAGCCUGCAUUGCGACGUGCUGGACCCAUCUGACAUGCCCACUGGGGUGCCAUCCAGAGACCUCACGUUUCAGAUUGAGUAG
Molecule: messenger RNA, 1269 nt
Organism: Ostreobium quekettii
Lineage: Eukaryota; Viridiplantae; Chlorophyta; Ulvophyceae; Bryopsidales; Ostreobiaceae
Source: the annotation of a GenBank genome assembly